Messenger RNA from Caenorhabditis bovis, 825 nucleotides. NCBI's taxonomy places the organism in Eukaryota, Metazoa, Nematoda, Chromadorea, Rhabditida, Rhabditidae. The record is from the annotation of a GenBank genome assembly.
AUGUCUCGUCUUGUCCUAUCGCUCGUUUUCAUUUCUUCGGCAACUUUCGCACGGUUUUGUGUACACGAUCAGAAGGGUUCGUGCCUCGGCCACGACAUCUGGGGAUGGUGCUUCCACAACAAGACCAGCGGCCGAUUCGACUGCGACGACGACGGCUUCUGCGCCUCGCAGGAGCAGCUGAAAAACAAAAAAUCAUCGGGAUGCUUCAUGCGGGCCAACUCGUCGGUGUGCUGCUGCAACGAGGCCGACGGCUGCAAUCUCGGAUUCAUUCAAGUCGCUCCGAAGUACGCGUUCGGACAGCAAUGCACCAAUUCGAUCGAGUUUCCUGGCGAGGAUACGCGACAAUUCAGACCGUGCGAUGAUCCCUAUUGCUAUUCGAUUCUGUCAUCGGAUGAGGAUGGUGGUCCGACGACGGUCAUCCGCGGAUGUCAUUCGCGAAAGCUCGUCCUCCACAACAUGUUCAAAGCCGAAGACGCCGAAUUCAAGAACAACACGAAAUGGAAGGAGACGGAACAAUUGGCGAGUCUGCCCGUGUGCUCCGACGUGCUCCGCCAUGAGCCGUCGAUCAACGGAACGCGCAGAUUGUGUGUCGACUUCUCAUAUGAUCAGCAAGACGAGGACGGCGAGGUCAUCAAGAUGAAGUCGAGAUUCUGCUGUUGCGAUGGUGCGGCGAGGUGCAACGAUAACCUACUAUGGGGAACCGACGGCGUAACAUUGCAAGAAAUGGAAGAAACGAUCAAGCAGCGACGGGUGGCCGUCUCUGCCGCGAUUCAAUUCUCGCCGUUCAUUCUCAUUGCAUCUCUCAUAGGAUUUUUAUAUUUUUAG